AGAUAAGGAAAAAAAAAUCUCUGAGGGGCAGGCUCUCCCACUUGUCAGAUAAGCGUCGUCCGCCACAUUACCUAGGAUUUCUGACAAUCCGCGCAGUGAGAUCUCGCCCUUUCUGCUACAACUCACUUUUUCCACGCCUGAACAAAGGGCAGUUUUUGGGCGCUUGCUGAUCGUAUCUUUGGUACACAGCGUGAGUCUUCCCGUCAGACUCAGGUGCUUCUGUUCUGUUCUGUUUGUCUCGUCGCUUUUCUUGUCAUUCUCUUCAUUUCACCAUGCCUCACCCCGUAUCGCCGCCGAUAAUGGUCUCCAAAUCGGGCUCUGCCCCUCCCCCGCCAUUCUUCGAACUCCUUGAGAGCAUCUUCAAUGCAAAGACGUCUGACGAAUCCGUUCAACGCGCCUACGCUCUCUGCGACGAGCUGCUUUCCACCGUCGGAUACCAGGGUCUCUACGACUACGGUGUCCUGAACAGAGUCCGAAGCGCAGCAGCCAACAAGAAGAGCGGCCUUGAGCGAGAGUCGGCCCAAAACCUGCUGGGGGCCCUCUUCGAGAGGAUCGCCCCAAAGCAGCGCUUGAGCGAGGUUGCUUUCCUGCUUCGCCAGGAUGGCAUGAUCGGCGUCGCCUUUGAUGCCCUGUCUGACAAGGGCGCCGUCGUGCGCGAUGCUGCUCAAUAUGGCCUGGAUGCGCUCUUCAGGGGUCUGAGCGCUGAGGCGCUCGUCGUCGGUCUGCUUCCCGCUCUCGUCACGUACCUGUCCAAGAAGACAGGCAAGUGGCAGGGACGAGUCGGCGCUCUCAAGCUGAUGCAGAAGACGGCAGAGAAGGCCAAGAUGGAGAUUGGAUGCACCAAGGAGGAGGCCCAUGAGAAGGAUCUGCUUCGAGAGGCCAUGGGCGCCAAGCUCGCCACCCUUUUCCCCAUCGUCGAGGGAGACAUGCACGACUUGAAGGCAGAGGUUGAGAAACAAGCCCUCGCAACCAUGACGUCGCUCACUACGCUCCUCUCCAACGACGAUGUUGCUCCCAGAAUCCCUCUGCUCAUUGAGACUUUGCAUCAUCCCUCGACCCAAACCCUCCAGAAGGCCAUCCACGCCCUUUCGCAGACUACCUUUGUCGCCAUCGUGACAUCUCCUGUACUUGCACUUCUUACCCCCUUCUUGGAGCGCACCCUCAACAACCCUUCCACCAGUCAAGAAGUUCUGCGACAGAGUGUGGUCAUCACCGAGAACUUGACCAAGUUGGUCCACGACCCCAUUGAAGCCCGUACCUUUUUGCCCAAACUGCAACCUGGUAUCAAGGGCGUCUUGGGACGCGCCUCACUCCCUGAGGUUCGCGACCUGGCACAGCGCGCUCUCGAUGUCAUGGACAAGGCCAUGGGCAACGAGGAGGCCGUCAUCGAGAAGGUGAGCGCCGCCGAUGUUUGGAUGGUUCUCGAAGCCGAGCUGAGAAAGACCACUGGCGGUCUUGAUAUUCUUGCUGAAGACGAGCAUCUCUACCUCUCUUCUAUGGUAGCUGAGGAUGUCAACCAUCGCUUUGUUCACCGCAUUGAGGACAGACUCACACCAUACUUGAAGGAUGUCAUGAAGAACGAGGCUAGCGAACCUGUUGGGGCUGCAGUACAGCAGCACUUCAUUCAGGAAGACCAGCGCAAGUACGGCGUGCCAGAGAAGGAAGAUGAUGGCGAGACCGAGAUUGUCAACGCCGACUUCUCUCUUGCCUAUGGUGGAAUGCUUCUUCUUUCGCACACAAACUUGCGCCUCCUCAAGGGUCACCGAUACGGUCUCUGCGGUCGCAACGGUGCCGGCAAAUCUACGCUCAUGAAGAGUAUUGCUGGCGGCAAGCUGGAAGGUUUCCCUCCCCAGGAUGUUCUGCGAACUUGUUACGUCGAGCACAACCAGGGUGAAGACGCUGAUAUCACCAUCCUGGACUUCAUGUGCAAGGACGCUACAAUCGCUACUGAGGGUCGUGAUCGUAUCUCUGAGGUCCUGGCUGAGUUUGGAUUCACUGCUGGUCCUGAGGGCCGACAGUCUGAGAAGGUUGGAUCUCUAUCCGGAGGAUGGAAGAUGAAGCUUGCCCUGGCCAGAGCCAUGCUUCAGAAGGCCGAUGUCCUCUUGUUGGACGAACCUACUAAUCACUUGGAUGUCGCCAAUAUCGCAUGGUUAGAGAAUUAUCUCAAGACUCACACGGACAUUACCAGUCUUAUCGUUUCCCACGACUCGGGCUUCUUGGACAAUGUUUGCACGGAUGUUUACCACUAUGAGCCCGGCAAGAAGCUUGGUCACUUCAAGGGUAACCUUGCAGACUUCGUCAAGGUACGACCAGAGGCCAAGGCCUAUUACGAGCUCGCCGCAACCACCGUGCAGUUCAAGUUCCCGCCACCAGGUAUUCUGAGUGGUGUCAAGUCCCAAAGCGCAGCCAUCAUUCGCAUGAGCAACUGUUCCUACCAGUACCCGGGUGCCAACAAGCCCCAGCUCACCGACUGCUCAUGCAGGCUUACGCUGUCGUCUAGAAUUGCUGUCAUUGGUCCUAACGGUGCUGGCAAGUCGACCCUUGUUAAGAUGCUGACGGGCGAGACCAUUCCUACUACUGGCAGAGUAGAGAAACAUCCCAAUCUGCGUAUUGGUUACAUCAAGCAACACGCUUUGGAGCACGUUGAAAUGCAUCUAGAGAAAACACCCAACCAGUAUCUUCAGUGGCGGUACGCCAAUGGUGAUGACCGAGAAGUUUUCAUGAAGCAGACUCGUAUUCUUUCAGACAAGGACAAGGCACAGAUGGAGAAGCCUAUCGAACUGGGCGAUGGAAGCCCACCACGACAGGUUGAGGCUCUGGUUGGUAGACAAAAGUGGAAGAAGUCCUUCCAAUAUGAAGUCAAAUGGAAGUUGAUGCUCCCGAAGUACAACUCGCAGGUUUCUCGUGAGACAUUGUUGGAGUGGGGAUUCGAUAAGCUUGUCCAAGAAUUCGAUGACCACGAGGCGUCUCGUGAGGGUUUGGGAUACCGUGACCUGCAGCCAAAGGUUAUUUCUCAGCACUUCGAGGAUCUCGGCCUAGACCCGGAAAUCGCUAACCACAAUGAGAUCGGCUCUCUGUCAGGAGGUCAAAAAGUCAAGGUCGUCAUUGCAGGUGCCAUGUGGAACAACCCGCAUUUGCUCGUGCUUGACGAACCUACCAAUUUCUUGGACAGAGAUUCUAUGGGUGGUCUUGCUAUGGCUAUCCGUACUUUCAAGGGUGGUGUUGUCAUGAUUUCCCACAACGAAGAGUUCGUUGGCGCUCUUUCAAACGAGCAAUGGCUCGUCAAUGACGGCAAGAUGACUGUCAGAGGUGCUACCAUGCUUUCCCUUGAAGAGUCCCGCCCCGGAUCUGGUAUUUCCAGUGCUGUCGCAAGCACUGCGGCUAGCAGCAACGUCAGCAGUGCAGUCAACAGUGGCGCGGAAGAUAAUAUACCUCUGAAGUUCCGUGCCAAGAAGAAGAAGAAGAAGACCAAGAAGGAUUUGAAGGAGCAGGAGGUCAGAAGACGCCUGAGACACAUUGAAUGGCUCAACAGUCCCAAGGGUACUCCUCACCCCAAGGAUACGGAUGAUGAGGAGGAUUGAAGGAUGGCAAAACGGAUUGCUUAAAAGGAUGCGAGCUCAAAGACCGGUAGUAGGGUCUGGACUUGACAUGAUAUUUCUUGUGAAAACUCUGGUUUUAAAAGCGAUUGCUUUGGGCUUAGAUGAAGCCGCAUCCAUGUUAGAACGAUAUCGCUUCCAGAUAGAAGCAUGGGUAUAGAGGCGUUAUGACCACAACCAUAGACGGAAGGCGCAAUGCGAUUUAUUGAUGAUCACACUAAACAUCCCGUCCCUUCAAGCCGCUCGGUAGAAUAUUCCACUUGGUGUCAGUGGUUGUGGCUUUCUAUAAUUGACAACAAUCAGCCCCAAGCACAAAGCACAACUGCACAGAAUAAUACUCUAUUGCUUUCGAGAAAACCCAACGAGAUGACGUAUAACUGAGCAGUUUUCACAAGGACCGGCAGUUGAUUAGUGUGGCCUUUGCUGCAUUGCCUGCAGCGGCACAGCGUUUGAGCAGCAUGCAAAGUUUACUAGGUUA
Truncatella angustata is the source of this 4074-nucleotide messenger RNA. Its product is annotated as P-loop containing nucleoside triphosphate hydrolase protein. The transcript is spliced from 2 exons. NCBI's taxonomy places the organism in Eukaryota, Fungi, Ascomycota, Sordariomycetes, Amphisphaeriales, Sporocadaceae. Gene Ontology annotation, molecular function: ATP hydrolysis activity; ATP binding. The record is from RefSeq and is a predicted model, not a curated record. Bases 273 to 3581 code for a protein of 1102 amino acids.